AUGGAAUCUUCAACAGUAGACGAUCCGUUACUAUGGACAAUAUGCUACUGGAUUGUCUCAGCCCUGAACUAUGGAGCAUCUAUACUUUGCCUAUUUGUAUUUGUUUCCAUCAUGUCGAAUCCAAAGACAAGGACGAAUGCCUUCAAUCUCUACGUUGGAUUCAUGAUCUUUCCUGAUUCGCUGUAUGCAAUGACCAUGGGAUUCUUGUAUUUAUCAAAAGCACUCGGACUUCCAUUAUUCCCACCAUAUGAAGUCACGGUAUAUGUCUAUUUCCUAAACUUUCUGGUCAACUUUUACUCAAACGGUGUGGUGGUCCAUGAAAUCAACAAGCUCAUCCAACAGUCUAACAAUCGACAACGGACACAGCUGCCAGAUAUUUCUAGAGUUUACAAGCAAAUGGCUGCUGUCUAUUUGUACGGUGUAUUCCUUGCCACAUGGGCCAUUCUCCCAGUGUCCUGGUCACUCUAUCACAUUAUUGACCAAGACAAGGGAGAAGGGGAUUUGGGGUCGCCUCCAGGUGGUCCAGUGAGCCGCUUGGCAGCCAUUGCCAUUGCGUAUGGUUCAGUCAUAAUCCCGACUGGAUAUGUCAUCUAUGUGAGCAUUCGAGUGUGGCGAAAGAAGCUGUUGCCACGAAAAGGAAAGACACGUACUCUUUCCCUCUUCUUUAUGAGAGUCAUCAUUGUGUUUGUCGUGUUUUAUUUCCCAAACACGGCAACAACCGUCCUUCAAUCAGGCAUGGAGACUGCGAGUGGCAUCUUUUGGAUUCGAGUUGUGAGAGGUUUACUGGCGGCAGGUCAAGUGUACACUACCAUUUAUCUCAUCUCGAGAAAAGAUGACAUCCGCCGGGCCACGAUUGAGGCAUACAACAAGACAUUUGGAACUGUCUGUUGCAAACUAUCAUACUCCAAUGGGAGCGGAGCUGAACGAGGAUCAGUACGAGUUAGCGGUUUCUCAAUGGGGCCAUCCGAGAUCCAGCGGAACUCUCAGGUAUCCACCAAUCCGCUGCCGACAUCAUACGAUCACCCCCCAGCGUCUAGUGAGAGAAAUAUUCAGAGUGAAUGGGAGGCCGAAGAUGAAUACGACAACUUGAAUUCGACGGGCAAGAGUGUACAUGAGGAUAGCGAUAAAGGCAACAAUGCUUCCGACGGUGGAGAUGAUGAAGAAGGUCCUUCCGACUCCCGAGUUAGCACAAUAAACAUGGCGGGUCAAGUCAACAGUUCGGUAGAAUGA
Messenger RNA from Cylindrotheca closterium, 1230 nucleotides. The record is from the annotation of a GenBank genome assembly. NCBI's taxonomy places the organism in Eukaryota, Bacillariophyta, Bacillariophyceae, Bacillariales, Bacillariaceae.